Penicillium oxalicum is the source of this 2955-nucleotide messenger RNA. Its product is annotated as Zn(II)2Cys6 transcription factor. Bases 1 to 2955 code for a protein of 984 amino acids. The transcript has 8 exons. Gene Ontology annotation, molecular function: zinc ion binding; DNA binding; DNA-binding transcription factor activity, RNA polymerase II-specific. The record is from RefSeq and is a predicted model, not a curated record. Gene Ontology annotation, biological process: DNA-templated transcription; regulation of DNA-templated transcription. Lineage: Eukaryota; Fungi; Ascomycota; Eurotiomycetes; Eurotiales; Aspergillaceae.
AUGAGCCCUUCGCCUCCGAAGAAAAAGGCUGGCGGGCCCGUCUCUGCGCCUCGCCAGAUUCGGUUUGUCUCUGCUGACGGACAGCCCCAGACAAAGCGUCGCAGAGUGAAUGCCGCGCGCAAAAUUCGAUGCUCGGGCGAGCAACCAGUGUGCAAGACCUGCUCCGAGAAUAAGCACAUGUGUCUAGGAUACAAUGAUACGCCCUCGCAUUCUCGCCCACCUCCCAAUCCCGCAUCGCGUCCUCAGGUAAUUUUCCAUGCCGAUCCGGGGCCGGCCCAGCAUAGUACUACGACCGAGGGAAGCUGUUCCCCGGAGCCCCCCAGAACAACCGUGUCUCGCGGCGUUCCUGGUCGACCGUCAUACACGAACAAAAGCGCCGCAUCAUAUUAUGGAAAUAAAGAUGUGGAUGCUAUCGAUCUAGGAGACAGUCCAGAAAGCGGCCGGACUUCGGUGGGCUCAAGUAACCGGACGCAUGUUCCGUACUUUCGUUAUUUUGGCCCAACUGCAAUCGUACCGGGCUUCAAACAAAUGGUCGUCCAAGUUCGAGGUUCGCGUAAGAGCAACGCUUCGAUGUCAUCAGAGUCGCUCUCUCCACUUCGAAGUCCCAAACAGCCCCACACUUUCGUAAACCUGGAGACCGGACUUGCUCCACGAGUGAACCGUGACGCCAAUACGAUUCCAUUCUACGAGCGGGACGACACUCUGCCCGUCUCUAAUCUGGUGUCCCAUUUAUGUGAACUAUUCUUCACACACCUCGGCUGCAGUUUUCCGUUUCUGCAACGGACUCGCUUUUUACAGGAUUUGAGGGACAAGAAGAUUGAAUCUAUGUUGGUAGAUGCAGUCUGUUCUCUCGCAGCCAGAUUUUCCCAACAUCCAUUGCUCGGGCCUCCACAGGCGCCCUCAAUCGAUGGCUCUGAACCCUCUGUGAAGGCAAAUCUCUGUGACCGAGGAUUGCCUUUCGCUCAUCGCGCAAUGAACGCACUCGUGGAUGCGCUUCCUUGUCCAACGCUAUCGGCUGUUCAGGCGUGUCUAUUGCUGGCGUACGAGCAAUUCGGGUCCAACCACGACAGCGGUCUUUGGAUGUAUCUUGGCAUUGCGAUUCGCAUGGCACAGGAUCUGGGCCUGCAAAAAUUACAGGGGCUCAACUACAACUAUGGUCAAAAAGGGGUUACUCCGCGUGCCGUUGUGACAGGACAAGCGAAUCAUGUGACGGAAGACCAGUACGACGACUGGGGCUCUGGACCGAACACUGACGCAACAUCGCCAACUACAAGUGCUCAACGGGCUCAAGAACGCGGAAGAGUGGAUACUUUCUGGAGCAUAUUCUUCCUUGACCGCGUCAUCUCCUCCGGAACAGGCCGGCCAGUCACUCUGCGUGAUGAAGAUAUUGAGCUGUGUUUCCCCCUUCAGUCCGAGUCUCGCCUACCCAAUGGCUGGCCGGCGCCAUUUCCCCCUCUCAUCCGUAUUAUCCACUUGUAUGGCAGAGUAACCGAUUUGAUCAAUGGUAUCCAAAAUACAAAUCACAUCACUUCGGAGACGCUCAAGCAUCUGGCGAAUAUGGAAAGCGAUUUGACCGGCAUUUACCAAGGGUUGUCGCCCCGACUCCAUUUCAAUGCUGCCAAUUUCCAGGCCUAUGUCAAAGCCAAGGAAGGGACCAAUUUCAUCCUCUUGCAUUUUUGGUUCCACACCUUGAUUGUCCUUCUUCACCAGCCUACUCUCCUCCAUUCUUUUGGUGGUUCAAUACAACAUCUCUACCCUAACAGCCGGGAACUUUCAAUGUCAUCGGCUAAGACGAUUGCAGACAUCUUGUCCUUCUCGGAGCUGGUAGAUGGGAAGAGUUUCAUUGGCAACCCUUUCACCAGCCAGCCAAUGUACAUUGCCGCAUGUGCCUUUUUGAUGGAGAGCGCCUAUUACUCGUCCCCUUCAUCAAGAGCAGCUUCACCGGUUCCGACUCAAUCCUUGCUUGCGGGCAAGAACGGCGGGUUCACCGUACCUUCAGGGAGCUCCUCGUCAAUGCCACUGCGCAAUUCAAGCGCCAAGCACAGUCUUUUGGCAACUGCAGCAAAAGAGAAUUAUCAGCGCUGCUACAAAGCGCUCCAAGCACUUGAUGUGUAUUGGCAAGGCACAGGGUAUAUUCUAACUGUGCUUGACCAAAAGGCCAAGGGUAUUGUCGAUCCGCUUCUCUACACCGCCGAAGAGAUGGAAAGUACUGUGGAAUUGCCUCCGCCGCAGAUCGCAGGCUCGGAAGGCUACAGUGCCAGAAAAUCCCGCCUCGGUCAUGAGACUGAUAAGGGGUUACCGAAUGGGCUCGAUGAUGACGGGCAUCGGCAUUCUUCGUCUCAGGUUGAUUCCUCGCAAGCAAUCGGUUGGGCCCUGACCGGAGCGACCAAUUCAUCGCAGCCGAACCUGAGUCUGCUGUACCAGAUGCCUUCCAGCCAAGCUGAAACUGCGCCUGACAGAACGACUCGUGCUUCACAGUACAGCCAUGAGAGCUUGACUUUACCAACCCCAGCACAGUCAUCUGGAACUGCAUCUGGCGUACCUUCGUCCCGGAACAACCCUGGUCCACAAGUUCCGCAAAACAAUCACUCAAACUACUAUAUGGGAAUGGACUCGACAUUCCCUGCAGCGACUGGGGCCUCUGCGGUGGCUCGCUAUAGCACUUCUGUACCGGCCAAUCAGACCUCAUCUCAUGGCUACAACGUGACUGGUUCGCAGAACCAACACAGACCUGAUUUUCUUGCAGAUUCCAGGCCCAACCAUAUGACUACCAUGCACGACGUCCACAACGGUAACAUGGUGAUCGAAAGUCAUGAUGUGGACAUGAACGCUUUACAGCAACAAGAGUCUUUUCCAUUCUCCAGUAAUGAGAUACUACCGUGGUUGGAGUACCUCCCGCAAGAUGUCCUCAGCUUCUUCGGGGAGACUCAGACUUUCCCGAACGACGACAUCUGA